Molecule: messenger RNA, 2868 nt
Organism: Belonocnema kinseyi
Lineage: Eukaryota; Metazoa; Arthropoda; Insecta; Hymenoptera; Cynipidae
Gene: Erk7
Product: extracellular signal-regulated kinase 2
Exons: 12
Coding region: 300-2354 (684 amino acids)
Biological process (GO): intracellular signal transduction; protein phosphorylation
Cellular component (GO): nucleus; cytoplasm
Molecular function (GO): MAP kinase activity; ATP binding
Source: RefSeq, a predicted model, not a curated record
CCCUUACUGAAACACCUGUUUGUUUUUAUUAGCCACAUGAUGGGGUUGGUAGCCGUGAGUGCGGCAAGCUGUUGUCUUGACAACCGAUAGGUAUAUACUACAACACAAUCACAUUGAUGUGUCAAAGGUUGAAUUAAAAAACUAUCCAACUGGAUUUCCCUUCCUCCUGAUGUGUAAAAAUGUGAAUGCUCUUCAGAUCCGCGCCGCAUCCGCUUGAUAUUCCUUGUGCGGUCGGGAAAAAUAUUUUCAAAUCGCCGGUCCACUGAUUUAUUACCAAUAUCGGUUUUAAACUUGCUAAAAUGUCAGGGAAAAGUAACAACGAAAAAGUCUCUGAAAUUGAUAACCAUGUCACCAAGCAAUAUGACAUCCUCCGACGACUCGGAAAAGGGGCUUAUGGUAUUGUGUGGAAGGCCAUUGACAAAAAAUCGAAGGAAACAGUGGCGGUGAAGAAAAUUUUCGACGCCUUCAGGAAUCAAACGGAUGCUCAGCGCACUUUUCGAGAGAUUGUGUUUUUGCUAUCUUUCGCCAAUCAUGAAAAUAUUAUUCAACUGAUUGGAUUACAUAAAGCCAACAAUGACAGGGACAUUUAUUUGGUUUUCGAAUUUAUGGAAACGGAUCUGCACAAUGUAAUAAAACGAGGCAACAUUCUCCAUGAAAUCCACAAAGUUUUUAUAAUGUACCAACUGUUUAAGGCAAUCAAAUAUAUACAUUCGGGUAAUGUUAUACACAGGGAUUUAAAGCCAUCCAAUAUAUUACUAAAUUCGCAAUGUCACUGCAAAAUUGCUGAUUUCGGACUGGCUCGUUCAGUGACUCAAAUUGGUGAAGGCGACGGUGAAACCGGAAGUGAUCCAACUUUAACAGAUUACGUUGCUACCCGGUGGUACAGAGCACCGGAAAUAUUGAUUGCUUCGAAGAGGUACACGAAAGGAAUUGACAUGUGGUCUUUAGGAUGUAUCCUCGGUGAAAUGCAGCUAGGAAAACCUCUAUUUCCAGGAUCGUCGACGAUCAAUCAAGUCGAGAGAAUCAUGGCCACUUUACCACCUCCAACGGAAGAAGAUCUAGUUUCGGUUUGUGCUGGUUAUGGAUCUAAUCUAUUAGACAAAACACCAACUGGGCCGCGACGAAGUCUACAAGAUCUCAUGCCUAAUGUUUCUGAGGAAGCUUUAGACCUCAUUAAUAACCUAAUAGUCUUCAAUCCAAAUUACAGGCUCACUGCUGUUGAGGCUCUUGAACAUCCCUACGUAGAAGCUUUUCAUAGAAGAGGCGACGAACCGGAAAGGGGUUCAAGUGUAAUUCCUCUUUUGAGGGAUGAUGUGCAAUUAUCUAUUGGAGAGUACAGAAAUAAAUUGUAUGCGAUGAUGGAUGAGAAGCACAAAAAACAUAAAAAUAUGUCAAAAUCUAGAAUUAGGCGUCUUUCGGAACACAUCAGGAAGGAAACCAGUGUGGGCCAAGGAGACUCAGUUUCCAAUAAAAAAAGCUUUCAUUCCUCUUGUGAUGAUUUGCUGAAACAAAGGAGCAGGAGCGAUGGCUAUAAGUCUUUAGAAGUUGAGAACGUUGUGAGAGCUGUGCUACCUGCAAGAAAGACGAUUGGACCUGCAUACUCAAAUAGUCUCGGAAGAAGUAACAAGGGGCAGGCGAAUAUCGAUUUGAUGAUGGGUGACAAUAGAGUUUCUAACAAAAAUGGAAGAAACGUAGCUGUGCAAUAUGCUUACAAUCUCUGUGGCAACUUAAAAAAUUUACCUCCUGGACAUGCGAAAAGCUGUCUUUACCUCAGCCAGCAGCAACCGAUGUCCAAGUCUCAGAGAUCAAUACAGUCGGAUCAAGUGACGGUUUACACUCUUCCCAACAAAUCCAAUAUUGGGACAAGUCAACCGAAACUUCGGAGAGGAGUAAAGUCCCAAAUUCAGCAUAGGGGUCUACAAAAUGUUGCAACCAUGAACAACAAUUACAGCAGAGUUGUUUUGCCAAAACGACCUAAUCAAGAAAGUACAAGAUGUCAGGCAAAAUACCUCACGAAAAUGCCAAACAACAUCACGAAACAUUUUGUUUCGACAUCCAACUGUGGCGAUUCUUCCCCAUUAAAUCUCAAUUCUAGCUCUCAGAAUCAAGUCAUUCAAAGAUAUUUGAACCAAAGCUUGCCAGUGCAAAUCCAGAGAGAUCGAGGGACAUCCUGUCAGUUAAAAAAUGCCAACUAUAGUCAAGUUUACCAUCCUGGUUCGGCAAAUCGACUCAGAAGUGCAGCAACUCGUAGCCAGACCUUGAACAGUUACAGUCAGAAUCACGGCGUUAUUACUGCGUCGGCAUAUAAGGAUCUCAGGAACGGGAAUAUCAGAUGGAUCACUUCAUCUCGGUAAUCUGGGUCAAUCUUGAAGUUCAGAGUUUUCCUGAAAAGGCGAGAUGGAAUAGUAGAAAAUUGUCAUAUGUAAAUUUCACGUCAUAUACACACAUUCAAAAUUUGUGAUUCACUUCAUUUCUCUUCUUGACUGAUAUAAGAGUGGGUUGGAUUUUUUAAAAAGAUUUUCCUACAAAGUAUAAAAUAAACAUUUCUAGUCCUUUAUAUUAAGUGAAUAAUUCAAUCCUAUCACUAUAAUGUACAGUUCGAUGAUCGUGUGAUUGAACCGGUUUGAGAGUAACACUCGCUUUUCUAUUUGUGAUUGGAAAAAUAGAGAUUUUGUCAAUCAUAAAAAAGGGUUACCUUUUUGUAAGAUUUUUCUGCCUCACUUAUAGGCUUAUUUACACUGGUCUACGUGAGGUGGAUGUACAAAUUUUAUUGUAAUAUAUUUGUAAUCACUAUCGACGUUUUGUGAGACGUCAAUUUGUGUACUAUAUACGAUAUAAAAUUUUAAUAAACAAAGCAGAAAAUCUGAA